AUGGAAGAGCUAUUGUUCCUCAAAGCACUUCUUUCCCUCUACUUUAUAGCUUCAUGCAAUGGAUCAUGCUCAGAUCUUAAUUUUGGCAAGGAUGGCUGCUGCAUUAGAUCUCCAGCCACUAAUUGUUAUAAUAAUGAAGAUUAUUGCUCCUGUGAUCAGGAAUGCUAUGCCCAAGGCAACUGCUGCCAUGACAUUGCAACUACUGGCUGUUACCCUGAAGGAGUUACAAAAUGUAACUAUGAUUCAGACAUUCGUCUUGUUGGUGGAUCUAACGAUAAUGAAGGAAGAGUUGAAGUGUGUAGUAAUGGUUUCUGGGGUACUGUCUGUGACGAUCUCUGGGGACCUCCUGAUGCUGCAGUUGUGUGUAGGCAGUUAGAAAUCGAUGGAAUUUCUAUUGCUCGUACUCGUGCUUAUUUUGGUGCUGGUACUGGUCCUAUUAACAUGGACAAUGUUAGGUGUACUGGAAAUGAAGAUACACUUGUCAACUGUACUUACUCAUCUACUCAUGACUGUGGCCAUUCUGAAGAUGCUGGUGUUACUUGUGGUGUAACUCCUCAGUGUAAUAAUUCAGACAUUCGUCUUGUUGAUGGAUCUAAUGAUAAUGAAGGAAGAGUUGAAGUAUGUUUUAAUGAAUAUUGGGGUACUGUCUGUGAUGAUUAUUUUUGGACAACCUAUGAUGCUGCUGUUGUCUGUAAACAGCUAGGAAUUAAUGGAGUUUCUGUGCCUCGAAGUACCACGUACUUUGGUCCUGGCACUGGUCCUGUUAACAUUGGUUAUGUAUCCUGUACUGGAAAUGAAAACAGCCUUUUUCAAUGUGAUGUGAUUUAUGAUUUGACCUGUAAACAUUCCUAUGAUGUUGGUGUUACUUGUGGUUUACCACCUAUAUGUAAUAACACUGACAUUCGUCUUGUUGGUGGAUCUAAUGAUAAUGAAGGAAGAGUUGAAGUGUGUUUCAAUGAAAAAUGGAGUACUGUCUGUGAUGAUGACUGGGACAGUGAUGAUGCUGCAGUUGUAUGUAGGCAGUUAGGAAUUGAUGGAGUUGCUAUUGCUCGUACUGAUGCUUAUUUUGGUGCUGGUAGAGGUCCUAUUAACAUGGACAAUGUUCAGUGUACUGGAAAUGAAGGAUUACUUGUCAACUGUACCUAUCGACCUAAUCAUAAUUGUUUCCAUUUUGAAGAUGCUGGUGUUACUUGUGGUGCAACUUCUCAGUGUAAUAAUUCAGACAUUUGUCUUGUUGGUGGAUCUAAUGAUAAUGAAGGAAGAGUUGAAGUGUGUAGUAAUGGAACAUGGGGUACUAUUUGUGGCAAUAGUUGGGACAGUGAUGAUGCUAUUGUUGUAUGUAGGCAACUGGGUCUAGGAUCAACUGGCAUACAUAGGAUUGGAUACUUUGGCCCUGGAUCAGGCAGUAUUGUAAUGGCUAAUGUACAAUGUAAUGGGACUGAAGAUCUAUUAUUUAAUUGUCUCCAUUAUACUACUCAUCAAUGUAGUCACAGUCAAGAUGCUGGAGUCAGUUGUAGCGCUACAAGUGGCUGUACUUCUGGUAGCAUUCGUCUUGUUGGUGGAUCUAAU
Amphimedon queenslandica is the source of this 1569-nucleotide messenger RNA. Its product is annotated as deleted in malignant brain tumors 1 protein-like. The transcript is spliced from 7 exons. Gene Ontology annotation, cellular component: membrane. Lineage: Eukaryota; Metazoa; Porifera; Demospongiae; Haplosclerida; Niphatidae. The record is from RefSeq and is a predicted model, not a curated record. The annotation marks the transcript as partial.